This is a messenger RNA of Giardia duodenalis, 978 nucleotides long. RefSeq names its product Ser/Thr protein phosphatase PP1-alpha 2 catalytic subunit. Gene Ontology annotation, molecular function: protein serine/threonine phosphatase activity. NCBI's taxonomy places the organism in Eukaryota, Fornicata, Diplomonadida, Hexamitidae. The coding region runs from base 1 to 978 and encodes 325 amino acids. The transcript has a single exon. The record is from RefSeq and is a predicted model, not a curated record. Gene Ontology annotation, cellular component: nucleus; cytoplasm.
AUGCCUCUAAAUGUGGAUUCAAUUCUUUACCGUUUGUUAUCAGUGCGGGGAAUGAAGCCCGGCUCGCAAGUUGACCUGCCAGAGCACGAAAUUGAAGAGCUGGUGAACAAGGCGUUUGAGAUAUUCAUUUCUCACCCCGUUCUUCUAGAGCUUGAGGCUCCAAUCAAGAUCUGCGGUGACAUACAUGGCCAAUUUUACGAUCUCCUCCGCCUUUUUGAAUACGGAGGGUUUCCCCCUGCCACAAAUUACAUUUUCCUCGGAGAUUAUGUAGAUCGUGGGAAGCAGAGCUUGGAGUGCAUUAUUCUUCUUCUGUGCUAUAAGAUCAAAUAUCCAGAGAACUUCUUCAUGCUUCGUGGGAACCACGAGUGCUCGUCCAUCAACAGGAUAUACGGCUUUUACCAAGAGUGCAAAACGAGAUACUCUAUUAAUUUAUGGAAGACAUUCAAGCGCUGCUUUGAUGCGCUGCCGAUCGCGGCUGUCAUAGAUGAUAAAAUAUUCUGCACCCAUGGGGGCCUGAGCCCGGAGCUUUCGUCUCUCAACGCCAUUCAAAAGAUAGUACGUCCCACAGAAGUCCCUGACUCGGGUCUCCUCUGUGACCUUCUGUGGUCCGACCCUGAGCCGGGGAUAACUGGAUGGCAUGAAAAUGACAGAGGUGUGUCGUUUACAUUUGGGCACGAUAUUGUGAUGAAGUUCCUCAAGAAGCAUGACUUUGAUCUCAUCUGUCGCGCACACCAGGUCGUCCAAGAUGGGUAUGAAUUCUUUGCCAAACGUAGACUAGUUACUAUCUUUUCGGCUCCGAACUAUUGCGAUGAAUACGAUAAUGCCGGUGCCAUGAUGAGCGUGGAUGACACACUUAUGUGCUCGUUCCAGAUACUCAAGGCAAUGAACAAAGAUAGCUAUAACUCCUUAGGCUAUAGUGGAUACAAUCAGAACCGUCCUGGAUCGCCGCAAAAGAGCAGUGGAAGAGCAAAUUACUGA